GUAAUUGAAAUCCUCAAGAAGUGUGCCGUCAAGAUAACAACAUCUAGCACUAAAGAAAGGAGAUAUAUUUGCGAAGAACUCCUCGUCCCUUGCAUCAAAAGAGAUGGUGAGUAAUAUUCCUUUCUGAUACCAUGAUUUUACGGGCCAUUGUUCCUUGAAUUGUAUUAAUUUGAUAGAGUUUUAUCAUGCUAUAGAAUUAUUGUAAGAUCGCGUGCAUACGGUCAUUAAGUAAUACACAAACAGACGAUGUUGUUGUUAUGCGUUGGUUGUCACGUGGUCCAUAUGAAGGUAUUGCACCACCAAAAAUGAGGAAAGGAAUUUUCGAUUGUUUUAAAGGUGUGCUUCUUUCCUGUCUCAAAAACUAAUUUUGUCGUCAGUUCUAUCAAUUUAUUUAUUUAGUGUAAGUUAGUGUAAUAAAAAUGCAUAAGUUACCUGCAAAUAUUUUACAGUUGUUCAUGCUGGAGGGGGGAGGUAGGGAGUUCAUUUUCCUGAGCGGACGUUUUUCUAGUAGAUAAAUAUUUAUCUUUUGGAAAGGUCUGUCAAACGUUUCAACAACUGAGCCUGUUUUAUAGUAAUGAAGACCUACUACUGGCACCAGUUGUUCAAAAGGUGGAUAAUACUAUCCAGUGGAUAGUGCAAUAAUAAUUGUUAUUGGUUUCCCCAACACUUAUGCACUGGAUAGUGAUUUAUCGGGUGGAUAUUGCUAUCCAAUGUUUGAACAACUGGAGCCUUUACUAGUCUUAAGUGACCAGGGAUGUAGCUUAAAUUUAUAACAGACGGGAAAUGGCAUUUGAUAGGCAUGUGAUAUGAGAAGAAAACAGUUGCAAUUUUUAUCAGCCAGAAAAAAUACGUUGAGAGUCCGGUAUUUUCCCCGGCUCCCGGCUACUAUCUACAUCCCUGAAAUUAGUCCAAUUUUAGUCUUGAUCUGAUAUAGAAGAGGAGCAAAAUAUUAUGUAGAGGUGGCUAGGUGAAUAGGAUUUUUGAGGCAAGACAUAGUGUUAAUUUCUUCUAUUUUGUAGAUUUUUCUGAGGCUGGAGUGAAAGCAGUGAUCAAACUGAUUUACUUGACUUUGCACUGUUACAGGUAAUUGAUAUUCUUGUUGUUUCAAUAACUGGUUAGUCUUUGACUGCCAGUAAGGAAUGUGGUUAAUGACCACUAAUGGAUGAGGGGAAAACCUUAAUUAUACCUUAGGCAUAACAUGUCUAUGACAUUUUCCAAAAAAAUCUCCAUAUGGCUUCCAUUAAAGCUAUGUCCCAGGGAAUGCCAUCUCCAUGCAGGAGUCAAUUUAAUAACACUUUUACAAGUGUAAUUUACAAGUGUAGCUGUUGUUUUUAGGCUCUUAAACAAUAGCUACACUUGUAAAUUACAAGUAUAAAAGUUUUAUUAAUUUGACCCCUAGGUAUACAUAACCAAUAGUAACUUAACUCCUACUUCUUAGCAAGCCCUAGGAGUGAGUCCAUAAAGCCUGCUGUAAUUAGGUUUAUCUUAAUAUUGUUCCUCAAUAACAGACUCUUGUUACAAGACAAUACUUUUAGGUGUAACUUGAUUUAGUAGGACUUUGUGAAUCCACCUCUGAUGCAAUGGCAGAAGGUUGAAGGGGGGGGGGGGGGGGGGGGGGGGGAGCGAGAACGAAAAAAACGGUUUUGUAUUUUUAGAGAGAAAAAAAAAACCUUCUCCUUUUUUUAAAAAAAAACAAUUUUUUUGUGAUGGAGGCAAAUAGUAGACGGGUGACAAAGAAAAGUCUUCGUNCUCUUCUCACUUUUGAAAAGAUAACCAUUUUAGUUGAGUGGAGCAAACUUCUGACUGGAGUCAGAAAGAUAAUGCCUCUUUGUAGAGCUGCUUUCAAUUUGGAAAAUGAAUUUUAUUGCCUCCAAAUUAGCAAUCCACUUCCAGAAAAUCUUUAAUUUUGCCAUGAUUAUCAUAGUGAGCAAUGUACUCUACAAAGCUGUCUCUGAGAUUUUUGUUGAUCUUUUCCAGAGAUAACCAAUCAAGAAAAGCAGUUGAAGAGGUUCUUAGAUUGCUUGUGGAGAAACAUGGUAAUAUCUUACAAAUGAAUUUCUUGAACACUCUCUACUUUUCAUGGCAUUAAAGGAGCUGUGUCACGAAAUUCAGCCAAAUUAGGAAAUUGCAAAAUGCCUGUUAAAUUAAGAGAAACAUAAAAAUAACUGCUUAAAACUUUAAAGGAAGGUUAAAAUAACAUAACAGAAACAACAGAUGCCACGGAUGGGCAAAACUGAAAAAGAUUGAAACGGAUUGAAAUUAGGGUUUUUGAAAACUGUUCAGCCUAACAGUUUUUCAAAGUUGAUCCCUGCUACUUGCAACUUCAAAAAUAAUGCUCAGGAGACAUAUUUGUUUGUCUCGGAUCUCUGAUUUUGUCAUUUACAUGUAAUUUCUUUGCUUACUUUAAGUUUCAUAGCGAUUGAGGGCGAGUAAUUGGCAAAAUAAAACAAAAUGAACUGGACUGCUGUGACACAGCCCCUUUAAAGCCAGAUACUCUGGCACCUCGAUAUAACAACUUCAAGGCCAAGGGACUGACAAAAUCAGUUUGCUAUAACGAGGUUUCGUAAUAUCGAGGUUAUUUCAUAUAUAUUACUGUUACUGGGGUCAAGAAAAUAGUUUGUUAUAUACAUGUAGAGGUCGUUAUAUUGAGGUUCCACUGUAUCCAACAGGAACCCACCAUAUGGCCUCUUUAUUUAUACUGUCAACUCCAUGCUAUGUCCACUUUGAUUUGUUCCAACAAAACAGUCAUACAUUUUCUUCGGGGAAACUCCAUAAGUGUGAUCAGCAUCUACAUUCUGAAAUCCACCAUGUGUAUUCCUUUAUAAAUUGACUUUAUAAAUUGACUUCGUUAACACAGCCACUCCAACAAAAUUUGCCUUUUAAGGGCACACAAGAAAGAAAGGAAAAACUCUUGUAAAACAAUAUUGAGGAUUACAAUGAGGAUGUCUACAUUUGCAGAAGAAGGUUUAAAGGCUGUUCACCAUUCAUUUAUUUGUAUCACAAUAUUUGUCUUGCUCAAGAUUUCUUUUAAAUUAUUUGAAGUCUGUGAAAUUUCAUAUUGUUUUCUUCAAAAAUAAACAGUUUCUUUCUAUAUUCAACUAUGUAAUAGGACCCUUACAAUCCAAACAAGAAAAGAAAGCAGCUACUAAAUGUAUAUAUGACCCUAUGCUGCUAAUUUGGUCCCUUGUUACAGUGGGAUAUACAGGGAUGUCCCCCCUGUAUACAGCCAAAUUCUCAUGGCCCAUUAGUGGCUGUAUUGAUGGAGCUAUAUUGUAAAAUAGAUUUAAAGAAUUUAAUGUCAGCGUGCAAAGAAAGUAGUGUCCGAUAGCCUAGGGCUAGUGGAUUUUGCUAUCGGGCUAGUGAAUUCUGUUUUUAACUUGCCCGACGGCUAAGUGAUGUUCUUUGAGGAAUUUGAAUAACAGAAGAAGUGUGAAAUCAAUUUUGCUCGACGAAAAGCUUUUGGGGCUAGUUGAAAUGACGUCUGGGCUAGUAAAUGCUAGCUUCAGCUUGCCCGAAUGGCAAGCUGUAAAAAUGAUUUUCUUUGCACCCUGAAUGUACUGUUUACUAUUGAAACAGGUACAAGUGCUGUGAAGUAUUUUUGCCUAUCAUUCUCUGAUGUAGAAAAACAACUUACUUCUUCCCCACAUAGGUAAGAAUCUGUUAUGAUUGAUUUUAACCUAUACAUGUGAUUCAGUAACAGACUGCAGAAGUGAUAUUUUUAUUGUACUAGCAAUUGACCAAUAAUCAUCUCAUUGGGUGGUGAUUUGUAUUAGCCCCGACUCCAGCACCUAAUUCUUAACAGGAUGGGAACACGGAGAAAUCCAUAUUACUAAAUUAUGAUUUGUAAGAAAGCAUAAUCCCUGUGUUGAAGUCUCUCCUUUACCUCUCCUUACCUCUCCACCACAUAUUCAUGACCGCUUUAAUUUCAUCCUUCCUUCGAUCUCUACAACACCUUCCUCCUUCUCUCUUCAGGACACCCUCUGCCUCUUCUCUCAUAACACAUGCCCCUUUCCUCUCCAUGACACCUUCCUCCUACCCUCUUUAUGACAACUUCUCUCUUUCUUCUCCAUGACACCUUGUCUUUCCCUCUCCAUGAUUCAUUGUAUGCUCACCAUUUGCACAAACCACCUGGUUGAGAGUCUUGUCGAUAAAGUUUGACCCUGUUGGAAAGGACCCACCACACUUUUUCAAUUGGGAUUUUCUCAAGUAAAUGAAGGGCACCCCUUCUCUCCUUAAAUCGUCUAUACACCCUCCAACUUCACUGUCUUGAUGACACCUGCCUCUUUUCUUUCUAAUGACACCUUUCCCCUAUCCCCUUCAUGAUUCCCCCUUACCUCUCCAUAUCACCUUUCCUUAUUCUCACUCUGUGCUGGCCACUUUCCCCUCUCUUCUUUCUUUGUCACCCCCAUGCCACCUUUCUCCUUUGCCCCUUCCAGUUCAACUGUUGGAUAGCACUAUCCACUAGAUAAUAAUCUAUCCAGUGGAUAACGCAAUUGUUUUCAUAAAUACUUGUCCACUGGAUAGUGAUCUAUCCAGUGGAUAACGCUAUCCAACAUUUGAACAACCGGGGCCUGAGGAAUAAUUCUACUUCUUACAAUAUCUUUUACAGUCCCUUGAGUUAUUAAAAAAACUAUAAUAAUUCUUAUUUUCUCCUGGAAUAAAUUAUUGUAUUGACAUUUUGUGUGGAUUUACCUUCAGUUAUGUGACCAGUGGAUCAAACUUGGUACCUCUGUGCUGGUCUUGUGUGCUAGUUCGACAUGUUUAUAGCAACACCGACUUGUGUAAUGAUGCACAAUGGAAUAGGCUGGUUGCAGUACAGUGUCUGGUACUCCAUGGCGUUCUGUCUGCUGGGACAGCUCCUGUCUGUGCAUCUGCCAGGAAAAAGUUACACAAAGUUUGGAGGGAGGUAUAG
Molecule: messenger RNA, 4912 nt
Organism: Porites evermanni
Lineage: Eukaryota; Metazoa; Cnidaria; Anthozoa; Scleractinia; Poritidae
Source: the annotation of a GenBank genome assembly